GUCUCCGUGGCCGCGCGCCGUGCCGCAGGUGGCAGCGAUGGCCCAGUCCUGAGCGCCCCACCAUGGCCGGCGCCCCCGGGCCGCUCCGCCUGGCGCUGCUGCUGCUCGGGGCGGUGGGCAGGGCCGGCCCCCGCCCCCAGGGCGCCACGGUGUCCCUCUCAGAAACAGUGCAGAAAUGGCGUGAAUACCGACGCCAGUGCCAGCGCUUCCUGACUGAGGCUCCACCCCCUGCCACAGGCCUGUUCUGCAACCGGACUUUUGACGACUACGCCUGCUGGCCAGAUGGCCCUCCGGGCUCCUUUGUGAAUGUCAGCUGUCCCUGGUACCUGCCCUGGGCCAGCAGCGUGUUGCAGGGUCACGUGUACCGGUUCUGCACGGCUGACGGCCUGUGGCUGCACAAGGACAACUCCAGCCUGCCCUGGAGGGACCUGUCCGAGUGUGAGGAGUCCAAGCACGGGGACCGAAGCUCCCCGGAGGAGCAGCUCCUGUCCCUCUACGUCAUCUACACGGUGGGCUACGCCCUCUCCUUCUCCGCGCUGGUCAUCGCCUCGGCCAUCCUCCUGGGCUUCAGACACCUGCACUGUACCCGGAACUACAUCCACCUGAACCUCUUUGCAUCCUUCAUCCUUCGAGCACUGUCCGUCUUCAUUAAGGAUGCAGCCCUCAAGUGGAUGUACAGCACGGCCGCCCAGCAGCACCAGUGGGACGGCCUUCUCUCCUACCAGGACUCUCUGGGCUGCCGCCUGGUGUUCCUCCUCAUGCAGUACUGCGUGGCGGCCAACUACUUCUGGCUGCUGGUGGAGGGGGUGUACCUGUACACGCUGCUGGCCCUGUCCGUCUUCUCGGAGCAGCGCAUCUUCAGGCUCUACCUGAGCAUAGGCUGGGGUGUCCCCCUGCUGUUUGUCAUCCCCUGGGGCAUCGUCAAGUACCUCUUUGAGGACGAAGGCUGCUGGACCAGGAACUCAAACAUGAACUACUGGCUCAUCAUCCGGCUGCCCAUUCUUUUUGCCAUCGGGGUGAACUUCCUCAUCUUUGUCCGGGUCAUCUGCAUUGUGGUGUCCAAACUGAAGGCCAAUCUCAUGUGCAAGACGGACACCAAGUGCAGGCUUGCCAAGUCCACACUGACGCUCAUCCCGCUGCUGGGGACCCACGAGGUCAUCUUUGCCUUCGUGAUGGACGAGCACGCCCGGGGGAUGCUGCGCUUCAUCAAGCUGUUCACAGAGCUCUCCUUCACCUCCUUCCAGGGGCUGAUGGUGGCAAUCUUGUACUGCUUCGUCAACAACGAGGUCCAGAUGGAGUUUCGGAAGAGCUGGGAGCGCUGGCGGCUGGAGCACCUGCACAUCCAGAGGGACAGCAGCAUGAAGCCCUUCAAGUGUCCCACCAGCAGCCUAAGCUGCGGGGCCACGGUGGGCAGCAGUGUGUACUCAGCAUCCUGCCAGGCCUCCUGCAGCUAAGACUCUGGCACCUGCCCUUCUCGUGGUCUCGCUGCUGGCUGGGCAGCCACUGCAGGUGGGAGAGACCCUCCCGGGGAUGGGGGCAGUGGAGUGGGGUGGGGAGUGACACAGGCGCACACACAAACUUCCCCACUUCACUGCUUUCCCCUCCCACACCCAUCAGACGGGCAAAUGGGCAGCGCCUCCUGGGACCCGUGGACACAUUUUCUCCGAGGAGAAGCAGCCUGUUAAUUUAAUCACUGUGGCGGGAAGAGAGGGAAAAAAAAUUGCUGCUAAAAUGAGGAGGAUUUCUUCCUGUUAAGCCACAAGGCCCCUGGGGUUCCCCCAGACAGAGCAGCAAAUCAGCCCCAGACUCAAACUCAAGGUCAAUGGCUUAUUAGCGGGCUGGGUGCUUGCAAGCGGACGUGGUUCUGAAAGGGGCGGACUUCACCUCAGCCAAACCCGGAGCUUGGGCAGUGAGCCAACAGCGCCUGCCCCCGGUCGGGGUCACCACCCUGUUGGCCUCCUCAGGAAGGGACGCUGGACACACGUCCAGGUCGCAUGUUUCCCCCAUCUGGUCCCCUCAUCCCACCACCCAGCUUGUCUUUGAGGGGUGGGGCUUUCUAGAAAUGGCUGGGGGUGGUGUUGAAAAUGAACAUUGAGAAGGUGCCUGAAAGUUUUCUCUUCUGGAACCCACUUCCCUGGUAUUGGGGUUGCUUUGGGGCCUGCUCCCACCACGCCCAGGGAACCAGGUCAGGCCCACUUCCACGGAGCCCAGCCUGGGGAAUGAGCUCUGAUUUCUAUCCUAGAGGAGCUUGAGAAUCUUCUAGGGCUCACCUAGGGGACUCUAGGAAUGUCUACAUUGGGCGUGUAGAUUACAUAAUACUGUUGGCAACCCAGAGGGUCAGGAGAGAUGGCCCCCACCUCUCAAUGGAAAGGCUUUUCAUUCGUGAUCAGACGAUGCGUCUUGCGGGGAGUUUGGGUGCGCCCUCUAGCUUUAGGGCCUGUGACCAAGAAGAGCCUCUUCCAGGAAUCCCCGCUCCCACUGUCACCAUGGAGUCGGUUUCCCCAGCCCUUGGUUUUUUUCCCUUGCCAAUCCCCCUACUUGAGAGCUUGUAUAUACUUUAUUCAUCGGUCUUUACUGUGGCAAAUGCUCUGUAUGUGCAAAUGUGCGAUUCUGCUCUCUCCCAUCCAAUGGAAGUAAGCACCAAAUCAUGGUGGUGGCCGGGAUGCUGUUGGAGUGAGUGGGGUAGUUAUUGAUUUGACUCAUCCAUACUUUGAGCUAUUUAAUGUACGACCUGCCUCCAGUCUCGGCCCAUAACUAAUGAGCAUCUGAGAAGCUAGACAGGGAAAACCUAUCAAUCCUGCCACAGUCACGGUGGGAAGGCAGACACACAGCCCCCCUGCAGAGACCCAGACAAAGGGGGAAGAGCUGGAGGUUCACAGUUGAGUUCCUGGACGUAGAGGAAGUUUCCAGAGCAGGAGAGAACUCUUGGGAGUCUGGACCUCCUGGGAGGGCAGAGCAGGAGUCUUUGGGUGAAUCCCCUUAUGAAUGGAUCUUGUCUUCCCUUCUGCUUUUUGAGUAGUGGGGGGACCCUCCCUCAAAGCCUUGUGCCAGACACAUUCUCCUCUGCCCCUCAGAGAGGCAUGUGAUGUGCAGGCAAAAUCAUAAUGGGAUAUAAAACACAUCAAGCAGAAAAUUUCUUUUACUUCA
Messenger RNA from Phacochoerus africanus (Common warthog), 3147 nucleotides. RefSeq names its product glucagon like peptide 1 receptor (gene GLP1R). The coding region runs from base 63 to 1454 and encodes 463 amino acids. Gene Ontology annotation, molecular function: glucagon receptor activity; peptide hormone binding. Gene Ontology annotation, biological process: adenylate cyclase-activating G protein-coupled receptor signaling pathway; cell surface receptor signaling pathway. The record is from RefSeq and is a predicted model, not a curated record. Lineage: Eukaryota; Metazoa; Chordata; Mammalia; Artiodactyla; Suidae. Gene Ontology annotation, cellular component: plasma membrane. The transcript has 13 exons.